AUGAAACCGCUAUUCAAGGGGGCGCAUUAUGAGGAGGAUCCGGAACAAUUUCCAACCACUCCCAGAAAAGAUCGGUCACUGGGUGUGAUAAAGCUUGUCACUGCGCUGGUCAUUUUCAUGGCUGGUGGGGUGAUUGGCUUAUCCGUGAAUACCCACUUCAGUCGGUACUUGGGUUCCCAGACCGAACUCUUCUUUCCCACCACUCGUUACAUCGAGGAGUGUCUGAGCAUAGAAAGCUACAUCGAACCGAAGCAGUUGAAGCAUCAGAUGACAGAUGAGGAGCUUUUCUGGAGAGGAUCCAUGGUGCCAAAGAAAGCUGAUUUUCCAUAUAAGAGGGUGCCCAAGGUGGCUUUCAUGUUCUUGACUAGAGGUGCUCUGCCACUUGGACCCUUGUGGGAAAGGUUCUUCCAUGGCCACGAGGGACUCUUCACAGUCUAUGUGCAUGCUCUCCCAGGAUACAAGCUCAACGUCACCGAGAAUUCCGCUUUCUAUGGUCGCCAGAUACCAAGUCAGGUACAAUCCUUUUUAGACAUUAGUCGCUCGCCACCUUAUUUUCAUUUCCUCUUACUGGUUAUCAUUUACAGGAUUAUUUGUUGUAAAUAUAAAAUACGACCAACAGAAAACUAAUAAGUCUGGGGUUGAUGCUUCCUAAAAUGGUGUUCAAGUUCUUACUUGGAGCUGUAUGUGACUUUGGAGCCCAGCUCCGAGAAUAACAAUGAAGUGACUCCUGAAGAGAAGUCUUUCUCUAUGAUUUGGGGAUAGAAUGAUGUAAGGUUAAAAUGAAGAACGAAUGACAGGUUUAAAUCUUGUCCUGGACAACCGCUUGCGCAGACUCCCUAUCAUUGGUGUUCUAAGUAGAAUUUCUUGUUUCCUUUUUUUUUUUUUUUCAACAAAUUGAUGUUCGGUCAGAUUUGGGGAUCUUGUAGAACACGUGAUCGAUAUCUCUUCAAUUCAUUUUUGGUCAGAUUUGGAAUCUUGUAGCAUAUGUGUCCUGAACUCAACAUCCGCUUCCACUGACGAGUGAGAUCAAAUUCCUUGUUUUUUAAACACAUUAAACAAGUGAGCUUUAAGUUGAAUGAACCUCCGACUCUGGUAAUAUUUUUUUUUAGAAAUAACGAUAGAACAUAAUGGGCUGUAGAUGUUGAUUCGAUUAAUUGCUGGAGAGAUAGGGUUUAUGAUGAUAGAACCAAUUACUGUAUGUUGGAUGUGAUUAUACUAUUGCAGAUGCUCAUUGUCGACAGAACCAGUGAAAAUGAAGCGAAGAGAGCAUCAACUUAAUGAUGCGAUACCCUGGAACAUUGUGAACUGUGAACUCAGGUUGAUCCAUGACAUUAAGAAACAUUGUGAAAGAAAGCUAGGUAAACUAAAUUUUUUCUCGUCUUUCACCAAGAUCUAACGCAUCUGGGCUUCUUUCUAGCUCAAUAUCCAGAACAAGCAAAGAACGCUCUCAGUCUUCUUCAUUGACAUAUUCAUGAGAAUCUACGUUUUAGUUUUAGAUAAGAACUGCUGUAUUGAUCGAACCUGGCAACAAUAUUGGUGUCACGUAAUAUGAACUGAAAGAAAAUCAUAAAAACCCGGUUUUUUUAACUUGUAAUUUCCCUGUUAUUAUUUACAUUUAAUCGAAGCAACCAAUAUUCUCUGGAGAGACGUAUUUAACAAUUUCUCUUAUCAUGCAGGACGUCUCAUGGGGAUCAGUAUCAUUGGUGGAUGCUGAGAAACGGCUCAUGGGAAAUGCCCUGCUGGACUUUUCAAAUGAGCGCUUCGUUCUUCUCUCCGAGAGCUGCAUACCUGUCUUCAAUUUUCCGACCGUGUACAAAUAUCUGAUCAACUCGGAGCAGAGCUACGUAGAAUCAUACGACGACCCAUCGCAUCGUGGGCGGGGGCGCUACUCCCGAAGCAUGGCCCCCGAGAUCUCUCUCUACCAGUGGAGAAAAGGGUCCGAGUGGUUUGAGAUGAGCAGAGAAUUGGCCAUCGACAUUGUCUCAGACUCCAAGUAUUACUCCAUCUUCAGAAGGUACUGCAAGCCCUCCUGCUACCCUGAUGAACACUACAUACCCACCUACUUGAACAUGUUCCAUGGGGAGUUGAAUGCAAACAGAACAGUCACCUGGGUUGACUGGUCGAGGUUGGGCCCUCAUCCGGCCCAGUUCGGCCGGGCAGAUGUCAACGAGACCUUCAUCCAGUCCAUCAGGAACAAUGGGACCAUCUGCACAUACAACUCCAAGCCCACGUCCGUUUGCUUCCUCUUCGCGAGGAAGUUUGCGCCCAGUGCUCUGGAGCCCCUUCUCAAGAUCAGUCAAACAGUGAUGAAGUUCUGA
This is a messenger RNA of Spirodela intermedia, 2318 nucleotides long. The record is from the annotation of a GenBank genome assembly. NCBI's taxonomy places the organism in Eukaryota, Viridiplantae, Streptophyta, Magnoliopsida, Alismatales, Araceae.